AUGGCAGAAAUCCAUGAAGUCACUAACAAGUGGACAAGACCAUGUUGUCAAUUGUCAACAUCUCGUUCUGGAUGUCAAGCAAUUGAAAAUGAAGGAGCUUGUCCUCGAUUCACUGAACUUAUUCAAUCGAAUAAUGAAUAUAUUGCUGCCUAUACUGCAGCAAUCUUACAUCGUAUUGCUCAAGAUAAACCAGAAACAUAUCGACGUCGAUUAUCGUUGGAAUUGCGUCAAUCACUUUUUGACGGUGGUCUCCUACUAAACGAUACAAUACCACCACCAACUAAUGAAUUCGAUCCAUAUACAACAAGUCCAUCGAAAUUAUCAAAUGAUCAGUCACCAUAUAUGAUUACGGAUAGACGAUCAAGAAAUCUAUCUGGUUCAAAUUUAAGAUAACAAACAAACAAACAAACGAAUAAAAAAAAUUUAUCACAUAACUUCUUUUAGAAUGAUUUGCUUUUCAAUUGAAAAAAUAUGUCUCAAUUAUUAUUAUUAUUAUCAUUAUCAUCAUCAAAC
This is a messenger RNA of Schistosoma turkestanicum, 513 nucleotides long. NCBI's taxonomy places the organism in Eukaryota, Metazoa, Platyhelminthes, Trematoda, Strigeidida, Schistosomatidae. The record is from the annotation of a GenBank genome assembly.